Ictidomys tridecemlineatus (thirteen-lined ground squirrel) is the source of this 7132-nucleotide messenger RNA. RefSeq names its product La ribonucleoprotein 4 (gene Larp4). Lineage: Eukaryota; Metazoa; Chordata; Mammalia; Rodentia; Sciuridae. Gene Ontology annotation, molecular function: mRNA 3'-UTR binding. Gene Ontology annotation, cellular component: cytosol; cytoplasmic stress granule. The record is from RefSeq and is a predicted model, not a curated record. Gene Ontology annotation, biological process: positive regulation of translation.
GGGUGAAGGGGGGAGGGAGGGGAGGAAAGAAUAGACAACAGGAACACUAAAAGAAAUAGAAGACGUAGCCCUGCUUAAAUGAACUUGAAAUCUAGGUGUUAGAAUUCAAGAUGCAAUCCAGUAUAUCAAAUCAUGGAAUUCAUCAGCAAUUGGAAAUGAAGUCUUUGUAAAGCAAACUUUCAAAAUUCUUCUAACCAUUCGACAAGCAUUUGUUGAGAUACUAUUAUGCAGCUAUCAUUAUCCUAAACUGAGAAGAAUAUAUAAGGUUCCUGUGAAGAAACUAAAAAACAAACAAAAAAAAAUACACAAUUUGAGAUAAAAUAUAACAAUCAAGUGCAAAAAGGGACAUGAAGAAGAGAUCUGUGGAGAAUAGAGUCUUUGGGAAAACUUUAUGGAGAGAGAUGGUUGGUUGACAAAUGAAGGCACUGCAGAUAGGGAAGAUACCUUGAGUCAUGGCUUUGGAGCAGGUAACAUCUAAAGGAACUGGUUUAAAUCCUAAUGCCAAAGUAUGGCAAGAAAUUCCUCCUGGAACUCCUGAUACCACUACUGUAGCUCAUGGAACUGAAAGCUCUUGGCAUGAAACAGCAGCCACAUCAGGGUCUCAUCCUGAAGGAAAUGCUGAGCUUUCAGAAGAUGUAUGUAAGGAAUAUGAAGUAAUGUAUUCUCCAUCUUGUGAAACCACAAGAAACACUACAGGCAUUGAAGAAUCAACUGAUGGAAUGAUAUUAGGACCUGAAGAGCUGAGUUACCAAAUAUAUGAUGUUUCUGGAGAAAGCAGUUCAACAAUUUCUACAGAAGACCUAAAAGAAUGUCUAAAGAAACAAUUAGAAUUCUGUUUUUCACGAGAAAACUUGUCAAAGGAUCUUUAUUUGAUAUCUCAGAUGGAUAGUGAUCAGUUCGUCCCAAUUUGGACAAUUGCCAACAUGGAAGAGAUAAAAAAAUUGACCACAGAUCCUGAUCUAAUUCUUGAAGUGUUGAGAUCUUCUCCUAUGGUACAAGUUGAUGAGAAGGGUGAGAAGGUGAGACCAAGUCAUAAACGUUGUAUUGUCAUUCUCAGAGAGAUUCCUGAAACAACACCAGUAGAGGAAGUGAAAGCUUUGUUUAAAAGUGAAAACUGCCCCAAAGUGAUAAGCUGUGAGUUUGCACAUAAUAGCAACUGGUAUAUCACUUUUCAGUCAGACACAGAUGCACAACAGGCUUUUAAAUACUUAAGAGAAGAAGUUAAAACGUUUCAGGGCAAGCCAAUCAUGGCAAGGAUAAAAGCCAUCAAUACUUUUUUUGCUAAGAAUGGUUAUCGAUUAAUGGAUUCUAGUAUGUAUAGUCAACCGAUUCAAACUCAAGCACAGUAUGCCUCACCAGUCUUUAUGCAGCCUGUAUAUAAUCCUCAUCAACAGUACUCGGUCUAUAGUAUUGUGCCUCAGUCUUGGUCUCCAAGUCCUGCACCUUACUUUGAAACGCCACUGGCUCCCUUUCCCAAUGGUAGUUUUGUGAAUGGCUUUAAUUCACCAGGAUCUUAUAAAACAAAUGCUGCUGCUAUGAAUGUUGGUCGACCAUUCCAAAAAAAUCGUCUCUUGCCGGAUCCGAUUCCCCCACUUGAUUCUUCUUUGGCAAGUGUGAAGCCUCAUUUUAGGUCAUCCAGUGGUUCAGAACAUUCAACAGAGGGCUCUGUGUCAUUGGGGGAUGGACCAUUGAACAGAUCUAGUUCAAGGAACUUUCCACCCGAACGGCAUAACCCUACAGUAAUAGGGCAUCAGGAGCAAACUCACCUUCCCAAGGAGACUCCUGUUUUACAGAUGGAACAGAAUGGGGACUAUGGUAGGGGCAGGAGAACUGUUUUCAGAGGUCGAAGACGACGAGAAGAUGACAGAAUCCCAAGACCCCAUCCUUCAACAGCUGAAACAAAGGCUCCAACACCAAAGUUUGACUUACUAGCUUCAAAUUUUCCUCCAUUACCUGGAAGUUCAUCAAGGAUGCCAGGUGAACUUGUUUUGGAGAAUAGAAUGUCUGAUGUUGUUAAAGGUGUCUACAAAGAAAAGGAUAAUGAAGACUUGAGAGUUAGUUGCCCAGUGCCUGUAGAAGAUGAGCAAACAGACUGUACUUCUGCCCUGCAACUCAGUAUGAGUACAAGUCCUCCAUGUACAGCUGAGCUUCCUGCAUUAAGCACAACUCAGAAAGAAAAGGAUCCAAUAGAGGAAUCCACUGUUCAGAAGGAUGUUCUCAAUCAGAUGACUAUACCAGUUUCUUCCCCAAGCACUGCAAAGACACCACGGGCAAAUACUGCUUCACCAAGUAAUAGUAACACAAAUGCAUCCGGAGCUAUGACCAUACAGGAACCUCGAAAGUUAAGUUAUGCCGAAGUGUGCCAGAAGCCCCCUAAAGAGCCAGUUCCAGUUCUUGUGCAGCCACUACGGGAACUUCGCUCCAAUGUUGUGUCUCCCACCAAAAAUGAAGAGACUGGAGCUCCUGAGAAGUCCAUUGAGAAAUCACAUGAGAAGCCAGAAGCAAGGGCUAGUAAGGAUUAUUCUGGCUUCCGAGGCAAUACCAUUCCCAGGGGAGCAUCUGGAAAAAUCAGGGAACAGAGACGCCAGUUUAGCCAUAGGGCUAUACCUCAGGGAGUGACUCGACGUAAUGGCAAAGAGCAAUAUGUGCCACCCAGAUCACCAAAGUAAAAUCAAAAAGCAAAACUAUUCAAAAACUUUCUCUCUUCCCAUUAAACUUGAGCCGUGGCUAUAUUGAACUGUUUUGGAGGGGAAUGGGUAGCCAGGAAGGAAACAAAAUAUAUCCUUAAAUCAUUAUGGAUUUUGGAAUUGUGAGGAGUAGAAUCCCAAAAUUCAUCUCUAAAGUGAUUUUAAAAUGCUGGAGGCUUCCAAUCAGUAUAAAUACAUAUAUAUAUAUAUAUAUAAAUAUAUAUAUACACAUAUAUAAAAUAUAAUUUUUCUAUUUUUGUUUUUGAUUUUAAUUUACAAAGAUUUUCUGCCUGGAAUCAAUUUUGAGUGUUCAGAUUUAGCUUGAGAAAUUAAAACAAAACAACAAAAAAAGAAAGCAGUAUACAUCCUUCAGUAUAGGAGAUGAGGGAGUAAGAAAAUAUUUUUUGAAGAAGCAUUUCUGUAAAAAUUAGAAAUUACUUUUUUUAAUCUAUUUAAUGUUUGGCUUGGAGAAUGUCAUCUCUGAUUAUAUGGCCUUGUGUUGCAGAGCAGAUCAGUGAUUGGGGUGUCUGUGGUUGUGAGUGUGUGCAAGAGUGAUUUAAGCCAAAUCUGUUGUCAUAUUAGUAAAUGAUUUGAAAACUGAAUGUAAUACUUGAGUAGAUUUUUAUUCUAGUUUGAAUUUAGUCUGUCUUUUCAACUUUAUUAAUAUUUCAUUCUACAGACUGUUAAGCUCUAAUUGUACUUGGAGAUGUGACUACCAAUCAGUUUGAUACUCAAGGAAAGAAUGGGGGCUAUUCAAAAAAAUUCAGAAAUUCAUCUUGGACCUGAAAUGAUAGGUCAAUGGAUUUUAAAGGUUUAAACUGCCCUGGGAUCUGUUGUCACCCCUCCCUUCACCUUUAAGAUGGGAAACAAAACUUUUUUGCUAUUUCAUUUGUUACUCUUUGUUUUUUGACUACCUACCCCCAAAAGUAAAAUAACCAACCACCUACUGAAUUGUAUGUUUCUGUACGUUUUAAUUAAUCCAGUCAAAUCGUAUAACAGUUAUAAAUUUGGGGAUUUAACACUGAAGUAUUUUAUUCUGUUCACAUACUCAGAAUUUUAGGUCCCAGAAAGGUGGGGCAGACUGACCCUCCAGUAAUAUUUUGUUUAUUGUUAAAGAUUAAACAAUUUAACUGACUUUUUUAAAGUGUUAAAUAGUGUAGAAGAGAAAAUUUUUAUAAAGGCUUAAUUGGGGGGGGACUUUUUUCUGUUUGCAGUGAUAUCUAUCACCUUGCUUCCUUCGUCUUGAAAUUUAAAAAAAAAACAACCUAUAUAUAUAUACAGUUUGGAAUUCACUGAAACAGAAACAGCAAGUCAAAAGAUUUUUAUAAGGUGAUAAAGAUGGUUAAAUAAAAUUGAUGCAGAAUUUCUCAGUGAAUAAAAUUGUAGCUGUCAUAUAUUAAAUAGGCAAGUUUACAUGCUGGUAUUUAGAAAAUGGCUAAAAUAUUAAAAACCAUGUUGCAUUAAUCUGUUUUUUAAGUCAUACCAUGUUCAGAGUUCUAUGUAAGGUGGGGUUUUAAUUUUCUUCUUAGGGAUAGUUUGUAACAGGAAGAACUUUCCCUUAUGUUAGUGAGUUACAUAUGUACAAAUUGAAACUGUAAAUUGUGAACACUGGAAAGCACCAUUGUGGCAUAGAAUAAACAUCUUAGUAAUAUAUUAAAGUGAAUGUAAAUGGAGGUUAAAAAUGUUACUGUGAAACUCCUUUCAAUUCUAAGUUAAGCUUUGGAGAUUUGUAUUAGUGGGUAACUGUUAAGAGCUUUGAAAACACUGCACAUUUCUGUACAAGCCAGAAUUAUUAUUUCUUUGUAAUUUAUUAUUUAGCUUGGCAGUUGCUUUUGAUUUGGUAGAUUGAUAACAUGGUAUAAUAUAUUUACACAGUUUGAAACUUUUCUACACACUAUUUUUAAAAUCAACUUCUAAAAGAGACAUACAAUAAAAUUUGCUGAAAUUUGGGGGGAGUUUAGUCCUUUAAAAAAAAGUUUUAUUAAUCAUUGGCUUACAUCUAUGAUAAAAGUGCUUAUUUUGGUUUACUUACAUAAUGCUGCAGUUGGUGGAAAUGAAACAAAGUGUUAACCCCCUGUGAGUGCAUUGGAAUUAAAAGAAUAAACAUUUUGUAAAAAUCACUUGGUAAGGAUUAUAAGCUUAAUUAUUGCACUUAAACAUUACUCCUACUACUUUUUUUUUUUAAUAUAUGUCAAAGUUGUAGGCUUCUUUUAUUCGUAUGCUUAUGUGACUUUUUAAUUCACCAACUCCAAAAAAUCUAAAGGGUUAUUUGUUUCCUGGUACUCGGGAUUGAACCCAAGCCUUGCACAAACUAGGCAAGCACUCUUAUCACUGAGGUAUAUUCCCUACCCCCUAAAGGUUAUAAUUGAACACAAGAAAGGAGUUCUUUUUAAAGGAACCAAUCAUAUUCUUGCUUUUUUUCCAAAUGUAAUCUAAAGUAAAAAAUGUUAAAGACGUGACUUUUUUUUUUUAAGGCGACAUGACCAUUUUUUAAUUUCUUUAAAUAUAGUGUUUUUUAGUUUAAUUUGCCUUGUUACAUCUAAUCAUUGCCAUUUGAUGGCAUGUAUAGGGGAGAGUGUGUGUGUGUGUUUGCAUAUAUACAUAUAUAUAUGUAAUAUAUAUAUUCACAGAAUGUAUUUAGCAUUUAUUUUAUUGCAACAGGUUUAAUGUUUAUAUUACGUGAUGCCAGUGAGUUGUGUGAAACUGUUGGCUUUUUUACCAGCAUUACUCUUAACUGAUGAAGGUGGGUGUUUAUUAUACUUAACUAUUUAUUGCUUCUGAAGAUAGAAUGAUUGAAGUCUCAGUUUUUUUCCUCCUUUUCAUCCUUUUGGCCUAACAUUUCCUUGAACUGCUGGAGGCUGAAAAUAGAUAGAAUUAUACAGAAUGUUUGAUACAGUAAUCAGCCACAGUUCUUAACUGCAUAAAGACCAAAAGUCAUACAAGUUGAUCACUUUGUACUUCAUGUAGAAGGUACAUAGAGACAUUGCAAAACCUGCCUCCGUUUUCUACCUGAUAAUUAGGACUUUCAUAAUAUCUAGGAACUGUCUCCAAUCUUGAUCAUCCUAGUUUUGCCAGAUAUAGACACUAGCAUUUAAAAUAAUGGUCCAAUCUAAAUAUUUUUCACCCUCAUUUUGAAGGAACAUUGAUCUUUGAUAAAAAGUAGUUCUUGUCUCUUGUGAUUAAUUUGCAGGUGAUCAAUGACAAAAGAAUUCUAAUUUAUUUUUGUUUCCUGCAGAGAUUGGGGAAUGCAUCUAGGUGGUAGAGCUCUUGCCUAGCAUAGCAAGGCCCUGGGUUUGAUCCCCAGCUCUUCGAAUUAAAACUAACAAAAAACAACUACAACAAACAAAAACUAAUUUAUUUUUAGUUCCUAAAGUUUCUUAACUUAGUUUGAAUAUUGUUUCACAUUGCUUUCCUUUUUAAAUAACCACACUUGCUUUACAAAAGGUUUAAUAAUGGAAUAUAGUCUCUUCACUAAUGUAAAUGAGAACAAGAAUAUUGCUGGAACAGGAAGUAGUAUUUAAAAGUUACUGAAUAUUUUCUCUAGUUUUUAUUAGUUAUGGCCUUAAUAAUUAAUUAGUCUUUUGGCUUAAAUGUCUACUGGUUUACCUUAACACAGUUGAAAAACACUGGGGUUAACACUCUAUUUGUAUUGGCAAUAUAUAUUAACUAUAUUUUAAAAGAACUAGGUUGGUCUUUUUUUAUGGAAAAGGUAAAACUCAAAAAGAGACAGUGUACUCCUUUUGAGGGAUUUAUUAAUUCUUAGAUAUAAUAUAUGAUGGAUUUUUUCCUCUUUUAUAUAUAUAUUUCCUUAAAUAUGAUGGCUACUAGUUCAAAUUUAGAAUUUUUUCUGCAUGUUUUUGUAGCUAGUCUGAUCUUUGAAGAAGACGUGGACAUUUCAUUUCAUUUCAUUAGCUGAAUGAAGACAUUUUAAAUUAAAAGAAAUUUUGUUUUAAACUUGAGAAUAAAUUCUUUUGAAAAUCACCUGAUUAUUAAAUGAUUUUUAUUUUUAAAGAUAAGAAGUUUUUAUUAGUCUAUGGUAGACAUCUCCUAAAAGUGCAGCUCAGAUAUCUACAGGUUGUGUAUUAAAUAUUUUUAUUUUCAGUUUUGUAGCACAGCAUACUGAUUAGUAUAUGUAAAGAAUUAUCCAUAUCAACCUUAUUUUUUUCCCUUUUAAAAAAAGAAACUUUCAAAUGUCCCUUGAAUGGCAUAUCUUAAAUGUUGGGGGUUGGGGGAUCAGAACCAUUUAUCCGGCUUUCUAGAUUGUCCAUUGCUUAGGUUUGUUACUGUUGUCAGAAUUGUCCCUCCAAAAAAUGGUGACACAUGCUCUUGCAUAAAAUGUUAAAAUAUGUACAUCCUUGUAUUUGUAUUUGUUUUCAACGUUGCCAAGGUGCUAUGGGAAAUUAAAGUAACAAUAUUAGAAAAAAUAAUAAAAUUACUAAAAAGCA